Lasiosphaeria miniovina is the source of this 594-nucleotide messenger RNA. RefSeq lists its product as uncharacterized. The record is from RefSeq and is a predicted model, not a curated record. Bases 1 to 594 code for a protein of 197 amino acids. Lineage: Eukaryota; Fungi; Ascomycota; Sordariomycetes; Sordariales; Lasiosphaeriaceae. The transcript is spliced from 5 exons.
AUGGCACGUCGACUAGGCCGGCCGGGUCCAGAGGAAGCCGCGCAAACUCCUUACUAUGACGGCUACAUGCAAGGCUCUACAGAGGGGAGAAUACUGCUGCUCGACUCAGACGCCAUCGGCGCGCGAUACCGCCAGCUCGUCUCCCGGCCGAAUGGCCAUGAACACGUCCGGAGCAAAGGCGGAACCCGGCUACCGGGCGAGCUGUGGAACACGAUUUUGGAGUUUGCGGCCCAGGACCCGCCGAUGCCAGCAGCGCGCCAGGAAAUCAUAGCGGAAAGUCUGAAGACGAACGCGCUAUCGCUCUGUUGCACGAGACACAAAUUCGACUACGCGAGCUUGCCAGCGUCGUCUCUCCCGGACAUGAACGCCGUUCUGGCCUUUGAGCGCUAUCUGGGCUCUACGCAGCCGCAUAUUCUAGAGGGCUUGAGCAUAUCUGCCAUUCGCGAGCAGCCGGCGGGCCCUGGAAACACGUUCGACAUUCUGCUCGAGUUUGGGGCUCAGGACGCCAAGUUGCCGUUUCCGUGCCUGUUCACCGACUUCAACGUGCUGGAUGUCAUAUUAUGGAUCUACGACGGGCUGUGCUGGAUGUGCUAG